GGUUUUACAUAAUUAUUGUAUGGCCUUACCUUACAAUAUAAAGUGCCUUGGGGCAACUGUUUGUUGUGAUUUGGCGCUAUAUAAAAAAAUUAAAGAGAAAGAGAGAAGAGACAAAGUGGCGCCAUUGUUUUUAUAAUUUUUGCAUGGAAUUUGGUCUGUCAGGCUGCUGUCAUCUUGUCGGGUCUCUCAGCGGUUUGUUUGGUUGGUUUCAUCUUGUCAGGUCUCUGAGAGGUCUGUCAGGUUGGUUUCAUCUUGUCGGUUCUCUCAGCGGUCUGUCAGGCUGGUUUCAUCUUGUCGGGUCUUUCGGCGGUCUGUCAGGCUGGUUUAAUCUUGUUGGGUCUCUGAGCGGCCUAUCAGGCUGGUUUAAUCUUGUUGGGUCUCUGAGCGGCCUGUCAGGCUGGUUUCCUCUUGUCGGGUCUCUGAGCGGUCUGUCAGGUUGGUUUCAUCUUGUCUCGUCUCUGAGCGGCCUAUCAGGUUGGUUUCAUCUUGUUGAGUCUCUGAGCGGUCUGUCAUGCUGCAGGUUGGUUUCAUCUUGUUGGGGCUCUAAAUGGUCUGUCAGGUUGGUUUCAUCUUGUCGAGUCUCAGCGGUCUGUCGGGUUGGUUUCAUCUUGUCAGGUCUCUGAGCGAUCUGUCAGGUUGGUUUCAUCUUGUCAGGUCUCUGAGCGAUCUGUCAGGUUGGUUUCAUCUUGUCGGUUCUCUGAGCGGUCUGUCAGGCUGGUUUCAUCUUGUCAGGUUUCUGAGCGGUCUGUCAGGUUGGUUUCAUCUUGUCUGGUCUCUGAGCGGUCUGUCAGGUUGGUUUCAUCUUGUCGGGUCUCUGAGCGAUCUGUCAGGUUGGUUUCAUCUUGUCGGUUCUCUGAGCGAUCUGUCAGGUUGGUUUCAUCUUGUCGGGUCUCUGAGCUGUCUGUCAGGCUGGUUUCAUCUUGUUGGGUUUCUGAGAGGUCUGUCAGGUUGGUUUCAUCUCGUUGGGUCUCUGAGCGGUCUGUCAGGCUGGUUUCAUCUUGUUGGGCCUCUGAGAGGUCUGUCAGGCUGCUGUCAUCUUGUCUGGGCUCUCAGCAGUCUGUCAAGCUGGUUUCAUCUUGUCGGGGCUCUCAGCGGUCUUUCAGGCUGUUUCAUCUUGUCGGGUCUCUCAGCAGUCUGUCAGGUUGGUUUCAUCUUGUGCGGUCUGUCAGGCUGGUUUCAUCUUGUUGAGUCUCUGAGUGGUCUGUCAGGUUGGUUUCAUCUUGUUGAGUCUCUGAGCGGUCUGUCAAGCUGGUUUCAUCUUGUUGGGGCUCUGAGUGGUCUUUCAGGCUGGUUUUCAUCUUGUUGGGACUUUGAGCGGUCUGUCAGGCUGGUUUCAUCUUGUUGGGACUCUAAGCUGUCGGUCAGGCUGGUUUCAUCUUGUUGGGACUCUAAGCUGUCGGUCAGGUUGGUUUCAUCUUGGGGCUCUGAGUGGUCUGUCUGGUUGGUUUCAUCUUGUUGAGUCUCUGAGUGGUCUGUCAUGCUGCAGGUUGGUUUCAUCUUGUUGGGUCUCAGCGGUCUGUCAUGCUGCAGAUUGGUUUUAUCUUGUCGGGUCUCUGAGCGGUCUGUCAUGCUGCAGGUUGGUCUCAUCUUGUCGGGUCUCUGAGCGGUCUGUCAUGCUGCAGGUUGGUUUCAUCUUGUCGGGGCUCUGAGCGGUCUGUCAUGCUGCAGGUUGGUUUCAUCUUUUUAGGGCUCUGAGCUGUCUGUGAGGUUGGUUUCAUUUUGUUGAGUCUUUGAGUGGUCUGUCAGGCUGGUUUCAUCUUGUUUGGGCUCUGAGUGGUCUUUCAGGCUGGUUUCAUCUUGUUGAGUCUCUGAGCGGUCUGUCAGGUUGGUUUCAUCUUGUUGAGUCUGAGCACUCUGUCAGGUUGGUUUCAUCUUGUUGAGGCUCUGAGUGGUCUGUCAGGCUGGUUUCAUCUUGUCGGGUUUCUGAGCAGUCUGUCAGGCUGGUUUCAUCUUGUCAGGUCUCUGAGCGGUCUGUCAUGCUGCAGGUUGGUUUCAUCUUGUUGGGGCUCUGAGCGAUCUGUCAGGUUGGUUUCAUCUUGUUGGGGCUCUGCGUGGUCUGUCAUGCUGCAAGUUGGUUUCAUCUUGUCAGGGCUCUGAGCGGUCUGUCAGGUUGGUUUCAUCUUGUUGGGGCUCUGAGCGGUCUGUCAGGUUGUUUUCGUCUUGUUGUGUCUCUGAGCGGUCUGUCAGGCUGGUUUUGUGUUGUUGGGUCUCUGAGUGGUCUGUCAGGUUGGUUUUGUGUUGUUGGGGCUCUGAGUGGUCUGUCAGGUUGGUUUUGUGUUGUUGGGGCUCUGAGCGGUCUGUCAGGCUGGUUUCGUGUUGUUGGGGCUCUGAGCGGUCUGUCAGGCUGGUUUUGUGUUGUUGGGGCUCUGAGCGGUCUGUCAGGUUGGUUUUGUGUUGUUGGGGCUCUGAGCGGUCUGUCAGGCUUGUUUCGUGUUGUUGGGGCUCUGAGCGGUCUGUCAGGCUGGUUUUGUGUUGUUGGGGCUCUGAGUGGUCUGUCAGGUUGGUUUUGUGUUGUUGGGGCUCUGAGUGGUCUGUCAGGUUGGUUUUGUGUUGUUGGGGCUCUGAGCGGUCUGUCAGGUUGUUUUCGUCUUGUUGUGUCUCUGAGCGGUCUGUCAGGCUGGUUUUGUGUUGUUGGGUCUCUGAGCGGUCUGUCAGGUUGGUUUUGUGUUGUUGGGGCUCUGAGCGGUCUGUCAGGCUGGUUUCGUGUUGUUGGGGCUCUGAGUAGUCUGUCAGGUUGGUUUCGUGUUGUUGGGUCUCUGAGCGGUCUGUCAGGUUGGUUUCAUCUUGUGUCUCUGAGUGGUCUGUCAGGCUGGUUUUGUCUUAAAGAACUGAAGGUUGGUGUUUUUCUUCAGGUGUGGCAAACUGUCCAGGUUGUAGGUUGGAUUGACUUUCAUGUGUUCGUGUGAAAGUGGAAAAUGUAUAAAAAUGCAACCCUCGUCCUUUUUUCUCUUUUAUUGACAAAAUGAAGUGGAAAAAAGGUUUGAUAUGUCUCACUUGAUUUUCAUGAGGAGAAAAUCCGUCCACUGUGUUGUCAGUGACGGCCAGCACCAAUCGACAUAAAAAAAAAAAAAUACUGGCUAAAAAUUCUACCAAAGAGUACUUUGAUAAAAAAUAAAUCUCAAAAGGCUUAAGUUCCGCUGAACUUCACUUGGGACUCCAUGAUCAUGUUUCGGCACUGAUCCCGACGUCCUGACCGCCUCCUGAUCGGAUCGAACCUGCUUUUCCUUCCGAUUUCACUUUGAUCUCUGUUUCUUCUUUGGUUUGAACUUUGGCCCUGUGCUGUGUCUGUGUGGAGCUUUCAGUCUGUGUCUCGGUUGUGUUACGAGGUGCCCCCCACAAGUCGUCAGAGAGGAGGGACAACUCGCAGAGUGCCACCUGUUGGUCAGUGUUGAAAACUAAGUUUUUCAAGCUAAAUUUCACGUUUUUCCACAUACGUCUUUUUUGUGUGACGGCUCUCAGAAUCCGCACCAGUUGACUGUCGCCGGUGCAUUUGGCGGCGUUGGAGUGGAUUUUUCUUUUCCGUUGAGAGGUGUGAGCAGCUGAUAUUAGCUGAAAGUGGGUGUGGAAGUUUAAAAUCAGCCACACAUAGCCAGCGUAGAGUAACCAUGGUGACCGUGGAAGAGGGUGUGGUCACCAAGCACCAGCAGGAUCUGAAGGACUGACGACAAAGUCUGUGUGGGAAUUACGGGCCAUUACAGCCUGCAGCAAACACGGAACGUGAGUGACGCUGUGGUGGUUUUGGGUCUGCACCUUAUGGAUCACAAAUACCUUGUCGUUUUUUUAUUGUAGCCCAGUAUAUCAUAAUAAAAGUAACCGUCUGAUCAUCCA
Thalassophryne amazonica is the source of this 3828-nucleotide messenger RNA. RefSeq lists its product as uncharacterized. The transcript is spliced from 3 exons. The coding region runs from base 548 to 1459 and encodes 303 amino acids. Lineage: Eukaryota; Metazoa; Chordata; Actinopteri; Batrachoidiformes; Batrachoididae. The record is from RefSeq and is a predicted model, not a curated record.